AUGGCAUCACGAAAGAGAUCUCAGAAAGCAGUCCAGGACAAGGCAGCCAAGAGACGGAAAGAACAAGAUGCUCUAUUAGAAGGCGGUCUCUUUACUCGUGAAGAUGUCGAAAAUAUUGAGGACUCAACACCUUCCAGCAAGUCGUGGGACGAUGAAGAGCAGGCCUACGAAAUGGCCCCUAGGUCUCUAGGAUAUACGGAGGAUGAAGUUGAGGGUCUUCCUAUCAAGGUCAAAGGCAAAAUAGAACGUAGAGUGACAACAUUCAGACCCACUGAGUCUGACAAGAAGGAAAAGGAACAGCAAGCAGAACCAGAACCAGAACCGAAAAAGCCCCAGAAAGAAAGUGAUACAGAAGAAGUCUCGGCCCCUGUCGACACCAUUGAGGGUGUGAUGAAGCUAAAAGAGGAGAUAGCAGAGCUGGUCGAGAAUCUGAUGGAAAAUGCGGAGGAGAACAUCAGCUGUCUCACUCGUCUACGAAAGAUGGCUCAGUCCAAAAAUUCUAAUACCUGCAAGUUUUCGAUGCUGGCGCUGGUGUCAGUUUUCAAGAGUAUCAUCCCUAGCUACAAAAUAAGACCGCUGUCGGAUCUGGAAAAACGGGAAAAAGUCACCAAAGAAGUCGCAAAGCUAAGGAACUUCGAAGCCACUUUGGUUCAUAACUACAAAGAGUAUGUCAACUUGCUUGCCGAUCUCACCAAAACCCCCAAUAGCUCCAGCCCUCUUCAAGUAUCCUUGGGCAAUUUGGCCGCGAGCGCCCUCGUACAGCUUCUGCCAACCGCCUCUCACUUCAAUUUCAGUACAGAGGUUUUCAGCGCUUUGAUUCGCAGAAUCUGCAAGCCAAACCCAUCUGCCGAUCCCGUGUACACCGCUAUAGUGACAGCAUUGGAGACUUUACUAUCCGAGGACGACGACGGCAUAAUUUCUCUCGAUGUGGUGCGAAUAAUGAGCAAAACUUUGAAAACUAGAUCUUUCAUGGUUGAUGAGUCAGUACUGAACAUUUUGCUAUCUCUUGAACUUCUUCAAGACUACGAUCCUAAUACGAAGGUUGACGAGGUCUCGAAACCAAAGCUCAAGAAAAAGGAUAGAGUUCAUAUCUCGAAGAAGCAGCGCAAGGUCAGAAAAGAAAUGAAGAAGGUUGAGGAAGAAAUGCGGAGGGCGGAGGAAACCGUCUUUGCUGAAGAAAGAGAAAGAAACCAAGCCGAAAUAUUGAAAAUGACGUUGGCUCUAUAUUUGAACAUUCUGAAAAAUGGAAUCUCGCAACUUAUUGGUGCUGUUCUCGAAGGGCUUUCGAAGUUUGGGCAUAUGUCAAAUUUUGAUCUUCUAGGAGACUUUCUCGAGGUCAUGAGAGAGCUGAUAGCCACCAGUGACCUUGAUACCCUAUCAUCGGCGGAAACCCGAAAAGUACUUCUUUGUAUCGUCACGGCUUUUUCCCUGGUUUCCCGUCAUAGUGCAAUGAAAGUGACAAUGGAUUUGUCGUCCUUUGUGGAUGCUCUUUACGCCAUAAUACCGAACCUUGCUCUUGAUGCGGAUAUUGAAUACUCACACAAAUCUUUAAGAUUAGCUGACCCUCUGAAUAUUGAGUUUUCCAAACCCUCAGUGAAUAUUUCAACUAAAGCCGAGCUUUUGUUGAGGGCUCUGGACUACGUCUUCUUCAGAUCUAAAUCAGGUUCCAAUAUUCGCGCGGCAGCAUUCACCAAGAGACUACACAUCGCAGUUUCCAAUACGCCGGAAAAAACAGUAGUGGCGGUCCUUAAAUUCAUGGACAAGCUAAUGAGUAAAUACCCAGAAAUUGGUGGGCUUUACUCAACAGAAGAUAGGAUCGGAAACGGGGCGUAUCAGUUAGAAGCUGAUACUCCCGCAAGAAGUAACGCUCAAGCCGCUACAAUCUGGGAAAACUCUUUACUCUUGAAGCAUUAUAGUCCUUUAGUGGUCAAGGGCACCAAGGCCAUGCUUGAGAAAUCGAGAGAGUCUUUGAAGUAA
This is a messenger RNA of Lachancea meyersii CBS 8951, 1977 nucleotides long. The record is from the annotation of a GenBank genome assembly. Lineage: Eukaryota; Fungi; Ascomycota; Saccharomycetes; Saccharomycetales; Saccharomycetaceae.